AUGUAUUCUGAAGGGAGAGAAGAUUCACAAUAUUCUGGGAAUAACAUAGAGUAAUAUGAUGAAGGAGAUGAUUAAGAAGGUGAUAUGGAAGGUUAACAAUAUUAUGAUGAUGAAGAAUAAGAUAUGUAACAGCAAGAAGAGUAUUAAGAAUAUUAAGGAGAAUAGCAAUAGGAUGAGUAAUAAAGUAAUAUAUUAUAGUAAGAAGGCUUUAAAUAUUAACCAUUUGAUUCAAGAAAAUGGUAAUGGGCAGAACCAUUAAUAGAAGGAGUUCCUCCAUGUGCUAGAGGUGGUCAUUCAGCAACAUUGAGUGGAGCUUCUAUUAUAUUAUUUGGAGGACAUUAUUAUGCAAAUAAAGAUGAAGGAUAUAAAUACUUAAAUGACACAUAUUAAAUGGAUGUAAAUGCAAAUAGAUGGUUUAAAGCAAAAGUUUAAGGUACUCCACCUGCCCCAAGAUAUGCUCAUUCUGCAGUUUUGGCAGGUCAAAGAAUAAUUAUAUUUGGAGGAAAAGGAGAAAAAUGUGUAUUUAGAGAUUUGCAUGCACUUGAUCCAUUAACAUUAACUUGGUAUUAGGGACCAGAAGGAUCUGGUUCUCCUAGUGCUAGAUUUUCUCAUUCUGCUACAUUAGUAAUAAUAUUAAAAUAGUGAUUAUUAGUAUGCUUCAACCAAAAUGAUAAUAUUUGGAGGUUGGAAUGGAAUUGAUUAUUUUAAUGAUCUUUAUGUUUUAGAUUUAGAAGUCAUGGCUUGGUCUUAACCUACUUGUACAGGACCUUCUCCUACUCCUCGUUAAGGACAUACAGCUAUAUAAGUAGGAGCUAACUUAAUUAUAUAAGGAGGUUUCUAUUAUUAAGAAGAUAAGAAUCUUAAAACAUUAAAUAAAACUGCUAAUCCAAGACAUGGAUCAUAUCUAAGGGGUUGUUAUUUAAAUGAUAUUCGUAUUCUUGACACUGAACAUUUUGCAUGGAGUAGACUAAGAGUAAGUGGCACUCCUCCAGCUCCAAGAUAUGGACAUUCGGCUAAUGUUAGUGGUGCUGAUAUUGUUGUUUUUGGAGGAUGGUCAUUUAAUUCAGGAGCUAGAAGGUUUAAUUAUAAAAUUAUUUCUAUAGUGAAAAUAAUUUUGCCACUUCUCCUGAUAUUGAUUACUUAAUUGUAUUAAAUACUGAGAAAAUGUGUUGGGAAAAAGCCAAAUAUGAAGGAAAUGCACCCAGAAAUAGAUAUGGACAUACAGCUACAUCUAUUGGCCCACAUAUUUUAAUUUUUGGAGGUUGGGAAUACAAUAGAGCUACUAAUUAAGUUGUUGUACUUAGAGAUCUUAGUGUUGGACAAUAAUAGUAGGAGAAGAAAAAAUGA
Molecule: messenger RNA, 1347 nt
Organism: Paramecium sonneborni
Lineage: Eukaryota; Ciliophora; Oligohymenophorea; Peniculida; Parameciidae
Source: the annotation of a GenBank genome assembly